This is a messenger RNA of Nelumbo nucifera (sacred lotus), 1325 nucleotides long. RefSeq lists its product as uncharacterized. NCBI's taxonomy places the organism in Eukaryota, Viridiplantae, Streptophyta, Magnoliopsida, Proteales, Nelumbonaceae. The record is from RefSeq and is a predicted model, not a curated record. Gene Ontology annotation, cellular component: BRCA1-A complex; BRISC complex. Gene Ontology annotation, biological process: positive regulation of DNA repair.
CGUUUAAUGUAAUGGAAAGUAAAAAGCCCGGUUACAGCCGCGAGCGAGCAAAGAUAGAGCGCGAUGGAGACGAUGGAAGGUGUGAACUCUCUACCUCCCCCGUACAUUCUGCAACCACAUCGUUUUUGCAACGAGGACAUACUGUUCUGUAUAGAUGUCGACCUUGAAUCUCAAGUGGAAAUGAAAGUUGCAGGCCCCAAAGGCCGACCCUUUACGAGGCUGGAUUCUAUCAAACAGGCAAUCAUCCUCUUCGUUCAUUCCAAGCUCACCAUCAAUCCCGAACAUCGAUUCGCUUUCUCUUCACUCGGUCAAUCCUUUUCUUGGGUGCGGAGGGAAUUCAGCAAUGAGGUCGAAUCUGCAAUUGCUGCCACCCGGAUGCUCUUGGCUGAAUCCUCAUACGGUCAUGCUGACCUCACACAGUUAUUCCGGGUAGCAGCCCAUGAAGCAAAGAAAUCACGUUCGCAGGGUCGGAUAUUCAGAGUGAUCCUUGUAUAUUGCAGGUCGUCUGUACAACCACAGCAUCAAUGGGUUACAAACCAGAAACUAUUCACAUUGGAUGUCAUCUACCUACAUGACAAGCCUGGGCCUGACAACUGCCCCCAGAAAGUAUAUGAUGCACUCGUGGAUUCUCUUGAGCAUGUUAGCGAGAAUGAAGGCUACAUAUUUGAGCAUGGCCAGGGGCUUACACGUGUUCUAUUCCGCCAAAUGUGUAUUCUGCUGUCACACCCACAUCAACGGUGUAUACAAGACUUUGUUGACAUCCCCAAGUCCCUCACAAAGAAGUCUCAAGCUGCUGAUUCCACACCUAGUGAAGAGAGUAUUCCUGUAUCCGGUCAAUGAUUUUCAAGCACUGUGGAGAGGUGCUCCAACUCUGUUUAGCUUUGAUUGAUGAACCUUCAAGGUAGGAGGGACCAGACAACAAAAACAAGGAAAGAUUAGAAGUGAUUUCAAAGCUUUAAAGCUGGUUUCUUAGCAGAGCCAUGGUGUCUCUGCCCAGGGGUGUGCUUCUGUCUUCAUCAAUCUACAGUGGCCCUUUGUGGGAUCUAGUGCAGACAAAUGGGUGCUGUUAGAAUCAAAAUGUUGCUUUCUCACUUCCUUUUUAAGCCAAAAGAAAGUAUUAUUUCAUACUUCAAACACUUGAGUUUGACAGUGGCAGAGAAAAAGAAAAUCUUUAACCUGUCUGCAAGUAAGAAUCAUACAAUUGGGAUCCAUGACCAAAUGGAAUGCUAAACUUGAUGAUGUAAGAUUGAUUCAUCAUUUUCUUCUUUUUCCCUUUCACAUGUGCCUAAAGUUACUACAAUCCUUUUUCUUUUCUUUAAUAAGAU